Messenger RNA from Cephus cinctus (wheat stem sawfly), 7036 nucleotides. Its product is annotated as cilia- and flagella-associated protein 43. Gene Ontology annotation, biological process: cilium assembly. Gene Ontology annotation, cellular component: axoneme. Gene Ontology annotation, molecular function: protein binding. The coding region runs from base 1043 to 5899 and encodes 1618 amino acids. NCBI's taxonomy places the organism in Eukaryota, Metazoa, Arthropoda, Insecta, Hymenoptera, Cephidae. The record is from RefSeq and is a predicted model, not a curated record. The transcript is spliced from 17 exons.
CAAAAAUUUCAAAAAAAAAAAACUAUUAAAAUUGUGCAAUCUAACGGUAAGGUGCUUGUAUCAGGACGAGUGACAGUUUGUGAUAUUAAAAAUAAUUGUGCAACUAUCAUCAUGCUUAUAAUAUAUAUCUAUAAUGCACGUCUAAUUAUCGAAAAAGUAUCAAAAGUCCAAGAGGCUUGUUUAAAAUUCGUUCACAAGAUUUGUGAUGUUGUUGCACAUGCGAUCGAAGACAAAGAAUCUCAAUAUAAAACGAAGGCGUAGUCCAUUACUAUGUAUUGACAGUGCUUGCGAUAACGGUACCAUUCGUCGAUCCAAUGACACACUUACCUCCAUAAAUCAAAUUCUUACCAUUUCCUACAUUUGCACGUUGUUCGUGAUGACUCAUACGAUAAUUGAUCGACAAUUAAAAAUAAAUGGGAUAAUUAAAGUAAAGAAUAAAAUUGAAAUUUUUUCAACGAUUAAGCGUGCUCUGGAUACGAUAUGAUUUUUGUAUAGAAAUAUAUUUGAUAACUGUAUAUCUGCAAUGCCCGCAUAUAUCAUCAAAAUUAAUGACCGGCAACUAGUUAGAACCGUUAGAAUAUUAGAAUAGUGUCAGUGCGCUUUUUAGUCGUUAGAAAUUGUCACUGCAGUUGACGCGAGCUAUGCUCUUUGCUUGAAUUCUUGUUUUUCGAGUUAUCAAAUUGUGUCAGCCAGGUGCUUCGUGAUGGUUUCGACCUGAUUUCUAUCAGACUGUCACUUUCGAUCAUUUUUAAUACCACGGUGAUGAGUGAUUUUUCAUUUCGUUUCAUUCACCCUAUAUUGCUUUGUGCUAUAGUCGGUGAUAUACAGUCAGUUGGAUGUAUCGCACUUUCGAUCAAACAAUAUUAAGUCAGUCGUUGUUUCCAAGCAACGACAAUUCCAAUUGAUAUGGGAGUUUGUACGGUGCUUCGGUUGUAUUUAGUAGUAAGAAAGUUUCCUUUGAGUGACAAUGAUUUUUUAAAGAAAUUUCUCAAGCUUGCGAUUGAGAAAUAAUUAUUUUGAAAAUAUAAUAAAACCAAAAGUGAUGUAUUUUUCUGAAGUUGAAACAAAAUGGAUCAAAUUUGGAAAUAUUUCAAAUAUCGUUUUUCUAAGCAGAGAUACUGUAGCUUUGGCUGGGGGAGUUCAUGUUUAUUUUUUGAAUUUAAAUACAAAAGACGAAAGAAUCGAGACGUUUGACAGUAAAGAUAAGGGUGAAGGUGCAUCAUGUUUAUCUGGACACCCAAUUGUUCCGAUGUUUGCUAUAGCCGAAAAAUGUUCUAAUCCAAGAAUUUUGAUUUUCACUUAUCCGGGAAUACGACGAAUAUCGACGUGUAUUUUGAAAAGUGGUUUGUCUCACUAUUCAUCCACCUCUUUUGCUGGCACGGAAUUUCUCUUGAGCCUGACGUCAUUUCCGGAUUUUCAAUUAAUCAUAUGGCAAUGGAGAACCGGAGAAAAGUUGUCUGUCAUCAAUACAAAGUUGAACGAUGACUUUCAAGAACUCAGAUGCUCCCCUAUCGCGCCGUACUUGGUAUCGCAAUUUGGAAAAACGACUGGAAAAUUAUUGAUUUACGAUAUACACGUUUGUUCGAAAAUCAUAAAUUUAGUACCUGUCGACAUCGAAUCUUCGGACAACAAAAUUGUAUCAACAAGAUGGAAUCACGAGGGAAAUCUUGUAUCUUGUACAGCAACAGGAGGCGUGCUGUUGUUUAAUAUCGAAACAAAAAAACAAUACAUUAUACACGAAACAAGAAAGCAGCAAAACUUUCAAGAACAAGAACAAGUCCCUAUAGCCGUUCCAUAUCAAAAUGGAAUUAUCUUCGUAGAUUCUGAAUCAAACAUGACGUUUUACAGGAAGUCGACAGAACUUCACGAUACAAAAUGGGUAGCAACGUGGACCAUAAAGUUGGAUUCGCAUCCGCUCCUGAUGGCUAGUCAUCCUAGCAGAGAUGGAAUUGUAUUUUUUGGAAACAAGGGAGAUCUCUUCGAAAUUAUUAUUCCUGACGAUACCGUAGCAAAAAUCGAUUUUAAAUCGAAUCAAGGAACAAAUUUUAAUAUUCUCACUCGAUUUAAUUUCAAUGAUCAAUAUGUAAUAGCUAUUGAUCAAUUCGGUCGAUUGAAUGUGAUCGAAGUGUCAUCCGGCUAUGUGAUUGGGAAGAUUGAUUUGAAUGAUUUUGGUACAGUUCUCGAAAUUACUUCGCAUCCACAUUUACCGAUAAUGGCAUUGUGCACUUCGAGUGGGAUAUGUUUGUUUCUUGAUAUUUUGCGACCAGCCGAACCAGAUAUUUUGACAUCGUUUUAUCUGAACAAAGAAGCUUUGAAUAAAAUAAAAUUCUCUGACACCGGAAAUAUUUUGGCAAUUACCAAUUGCUAUACAGGCAAUACGUUUUUCAUUGGUGAGAACGAUGAUCAACGUUACGACGUAUUGUGUCAUAUUGAAAUUGGUGCGCAGAUCGUCGAUUUUUUAAUUUAUACCAUUUCCGAAGGCUGGAAAAUUCUUUUUCUCAUUCGUACCAAAAGCUGCGCCUUGAUCGGUGACAAAAUUUUGGUUUACACGAUAAAGUCAUUUCGAUGGUCAUACGAGCGAGAGGAUUAUGUAAUCGAAUUAUUAAAUUUGUUUCAAUCGCUUCAUCAUGGAAUAAAUAAUCAUUUGGAAGUUAUCGGUUCACCGUAUCUAUCGAAGCAGUUGCACGUGAUGGAAAUUCAGAAUGAUUUUCGAAAUGUCACUCUCACUCGUGCAGUAUCUUCUGGUCAUCAAUUGAGAAAUAUAGGAUUGAUCAGUGAUCGAUUUUAUAUCGUCACUGUUGGUUAUGACGGUUUAGUCAUUGUUAGAGACGGAUUUGGUAUAACAAAAAUUUUGACUAUAUGCAAGCCGUAUCAUAGAUGUGAUUUUGGUGCAAAAACAGCAACAAUUCCUCAGAAUGGAGAAAUCAUUGUUUGUCUAGGCAGAAAUGGAAAUAUUGUUGCGAUGAAAAUUUUUUACAGUCAUUGCGAGUCCCACCAGAAACGUUUGACACGUACAAAAAUCGAUUUGGCUCAAAUACAAGAACGAAUGGCUAGAUUUCGUACAAAAAUCAGCGAACCAAAUCUUGAGACCGAAAAAGCUUGGAUCGAACUUGACGAACUUGCAAAAUUGAAAAACGAUAUCGAAGUAUCCAUGCCAUUAAAAGUUUCUAUACUAAAAGAUUUCGAAAAAAUAAAAAAACAGGUGGCAGAUUUACUUGAUGCAAAUGAAAUAGAAAAUGACGAAGCUCGACUUCCAAUUUCAGCUUUUGAUUUGGACGAAACAGAGCGAAGUUUGAAGAUCGCGAAAGCGCAGGAAGAUCGAGAACAGUGGAGAAUAAAAAUCGAAACCCAAAUUUUACGUCAGGACGAGGUAGCAGCGUACUUGAAAAAACAUUGCUGGGAUACAAUGUCGGUCCGCGCAUGCGCGUUAUUGUCAUUUCGCAAAGGAGUCCAGGUUAAUAAUUACGCUUUGCCGGUAAUAACAAAUGAAAAGAAUGAUAUAAAAAUUUGGCAAGAAUUUCUCCUUCAAUUGUCCACGUACUACCUCGACGCCGAUUUGUUUUCAAGACGAUCAAAUACUGCGAGAAAUUCUCAUAGCUUUGAUACGGAUACGAACAAUUUGGAUAUGAAAAAUUUAAAUUCGUCAAUACAAGCGAAUCUGUCGAACAAAAAUGAUUGCAGUACCGAAACAACUGAAUCAAACAUUGUACGGGUGUAUCGUACAAAAGCAAAAGAACAAGAUGAGCUUGAAUGCGAAGAACAAUUGGCUCUGAUUGGUACAACAUCCAAUAGAUGGAUCCCGAGUAGCAAGUUUUGUUAUACGCCUAAGGAAUUGAGGUAUCACAAUUGUUCGAUCGGUAAUGUAGAAGCCGUUGUUGUGGAUAAUCAAAAACAAAAUUUAAAGCUUCAUUUGAACAAAUUGUUCGAUACAAUGAGGUCUGCGAAAUACGAAAAAAUGUUGUCGAUCUCUCAACGCAUGGAAAGACUGUGUUAUUGUGCAAAAGAACUGAAGGAUAUGUUCGGAUUAAAUUAUCCGGUGUAUAAAAUAGCCGAGACCAAGUGGCAUCGUACGGAAGAUCCAGUAACAAUAAUUUCUGUGGAAAAUUAUGAAAUUUCGGAAAAGCCAUAUGUCUCGCCGAGAACAAAAGUUAAACAAGAAGCAGCCAUCCGAGAAAAAGACAAAAACAAAGUUAUUGAAUUGGAGGAUUAUUUAUUCCUGAACGAAGCGUUGCAAGUUAUGAUGGACGGAGUGCUUGAAGUAAAGUGGGAAGACGAAAUAAAAAAAAAUAUUCCAAAGCCUGAUUGUCUGCUACACAAGAAUCCUGAUAAAUACACAGAGGACGACGUCGCGUGUAUAAAAGCGUACGAAGAAAAAGUUAAGACUUUGGAAGCUGAACGAGAAAAGUACAAAAAUUAUUUAGAAGCAGAAUUCGAAAAAAUAAAAGCUUCCUUAGCAAAUGACGUCAAAAAGUUUGACGAAAGUUUACACGGAUUCUUCAUCGAAACAAUGAAAAUACGUUCGGCGGUGCUUCAGGAGAGUUCAAGAAUACUUCAAAAAUUUCAUAGACACCUACUUUUGCUUUGCUGUCUUCGUGAAAUUUCGCGGGUCAAAACAACGGAACUUCGGCCCCUUCUGAAGGAGAUGGAAGAUUUAUCAGAAAAAUUGUCAAUCCUGGAGGAAGCCGUGAUCGACGUAAAAAAUCGCUAUGAAAAUUUGUGCAAGAGAGAGAAAUUGCUAGAGGGUAAAUUUCGAGGUGAAUUCAACGACCUGAAGCAGCCAAUGAUGGAACAUCUUUUGAGACAUUAUCGAAGAAGACCGCGAGCAGGCCAGAUAACGUGUACGUCGAUAACCCAUCUUACCGACGUAGGAAAGUGCGUUGUUACCGGCGAUAAAUCCGACAUCUUACCCAAAGAGUGUUUGGAUUUUCUCAAAGGAUUAGAAAUCUUGGACGUCAUGCCGAACAACCUGCCGUCGCAAAUUGACAGCAGCCAUUGGUUCGUGUUGUGCAAAUUACGAAGAAUCAAAAUUGAAAUGGAAAUGAAGAUCAAGUCUUGUACCGUUGAACUUGCCGAAGCCGAACAAACAUUUUCCUCGUAUCAAAAACAUUGCCAAUUAAUUCAAACAAGAAUAACAAAUGUCAAAGAUAUUAUUAAAAAAUUGAAAAACGAUCGUUCCGAAAUUCUCGAGGACAGAGAAGUUCAAAUGGUCUUGAAAACGGGUCAAGUCGAAGUACAACUCCGGGGUGGUCCCAAUGAUUUUCAAAAUACAGUCUUAGUACCAACUGUCGAACUUCUACACGUGAACGAAGCAAUACUUGAGGCAGGUCGUGAAAAAUUAAAUUUCAUGAACAGAAGCUUGGAAUUUCGUAGAACAAUCCUGUACAAGGAAUGGCGCCACUAUCGUAUGAGAAUGACAGUUAACGACCUGAGGGACGAGUUGAAAGUGCUGGAAAGUGUGAAGAUCACUAAAAACAUACGCAAAUAUCUGACGAGUCGUGUUGAAAAUACGUCGUACGGUGUGAAGAACGUCGAGACUUGCGAAUCGAUUAUGAAAUCAACAAAACAGCGGUUCCAGAAAAUACUCGACAAGGAGAAAAGACGUUUGGACGAAAUUGUCAAAGAGAUACGAAAAUGGGAAUUGAGGAAUAAAAAAAUUCUUGACAAUAUCGAAAAUUCGAAAUCCGAACAUUUUCAAAUGGAAUUGCUCGCCCGUCAGGAUAUUUACAAAAAACGUGAAAAAUGGACAAACGAGAAGAUUAAUGCGAUAAUGAAAAAGGGACGAUUGUUGAAAAAUGUUCAUGAUAAUUUUGCGGAAUUGAUUUUGUUGAAAUCGCAACUUGAAUCAUUGAAAUUAAAAACUUAUCCUACGUUAAGAUUCAAAACUUACGAUAAUAAAUAAAUUAAUGUUUUACUUGUAAUAACGGAAAAUACGUUUAUGCUCUUAAGCAUAACUAUCGUGUAUUGCAGAAUUGCUGAUAAUCCAAGGAAAGUCUAAUACUUGUUUUCGAAGACUUAACCACUGAACCGAUAAUUGUUUGUUUGUUGUGACUUUGAAAAAUUAUUUAUGUUUUUUAUUUAAUUACUGAUAUGAUAUUAGAAUUCGCGGAAAAAUAUGAGAUUAGAGAAACUAGUAAGUUUGCAGAAUUACUUUUUUCUCGUUACAUAUCUAAAAGUUGCCUUAUCGCACCGCAUUAAUUUGGCCGCGAAAAAAAGAAAAUUAUCAUAUUACUUUUAAUAUGGCGUAAGAAAAAAAAAAGAUGAACAAAUUUUACGAGUUCAAUUUUUAUUUUAUUUAUCGCUUCCACUUGGCGCUAUCAAUUAUUUCGAAUGCGUUACUAACCAGAAACUGACUUCGGGGAAUUACCGGUUUCCUUCUGCGACACAACUGGCAUUUGACACGGCAAAGUGUAACCCGCCUUAGUGUAAGUAAACGUGCAUACGUGCGCUCAUGUGAACCAUCGAGGACACGCGACUAUUGAACUUGAAACUCGCUUACACUUAAAGCCUCCUUGAAAGUAAACAGCAGCAAAACGAAAUACUGCGAAACGAUUCGAAAACGAAAUUCAAUUAUUGCGUUUAUUUGAUGUAAAAAUGUAAAUAAUACUUGAACAUAAGAAUAACGUCUGAUAAUAUAUUUAUAAUCCAUAGAAACUUUUUCGAUAGGAAUAUCUCGUAUAAUAAUAAUAGUACGGGCCAAGAACGAAGAGAAAAAGAAAGUUACAUAGAGACGACCUAUUCUAAAUUUAAACAAGUCAAUUACACAAGCUUCAAAGAAAAAUAUUUACAAGCAAAGAAUACGAUUUUUACGUUUGCAGUAAAAAUUUCUGUUUGCCAUUAAUUGUCGACAAUUCGAAAACUCUACCAAGAAAUUAUUUUGUUCUUCGUUGUAUUCUACAAAAAGUUGUAUGCUAACAUAAUGCAACAAAAAUGAUUGUAUCUUCCAAACAAUGUACUUUCACAAAAAAAAUCAGUGUAGUUGACGAGAUAUGAAAAAUAAAUUUGGCUAAAAGUCACGUUGAAAGUUCAUGGCUCAGAU